AGUCAGGUGGUGAAGGGAGGGUGACUGUCACAUUUCUCUGCCUCUCAAUGGAAACAGAAGGUGAAACAUUUAUAAACAAUGCACAUAAAUAAUAAGUUAUAAUAAUAAAUGUGCAGCUGACGUCAGUAACAAGUUCCUUUGAACUAUUCAUUUUUUCAGAACCUCUGCAUGGCAGCUCAGACUGAGUCACGGGUUGAGAGUUUAUUGUGUUAUAUUAUUAUUAGAAGCUAAAACGAGAGCGGUGGAAUAAAGGGAUUUUAUAUCAGGAUUUCUGUGUGUUCUUCUGAUUGAAGCGUUGGUGAUGUGUUCAAGGACCCUCAGAAAUGUGCAAACCUUUUCGAACCGAACGCUGAGUAUUUUGGGGUUCAGAGAGUUAAUCUAGCUUGGCAUAAAGACAAAAUAAUCCAAUCUCUAGACUCCCUCCUUCGCAUAUUGUGAAGUUUAUUCACCCGCUUUUUGUAGUUUACAAAAGAACUCGUUUUGGUUUUUGGACAAAGCCCUGAAGGAAAACUUCUUGCGUCUUCCAUUUGUUAUGCUAAAAUAAGAUAAUCCUGCUCCGUAUUUAAACUGCUCCUCUCAUCCGACUCUCUACAUUCCCAGGAUGAUGAGUGUUCCUUUAAGUCUUCUCUCUCCCUCUCCAAAGCCUCCGUCAGCUCCUGUUCAUCACGUCUCCUCCUCCCUCGUCUCCUCCUCCCUCGUCUAUUCCUCCCUCGUCGUCUCCUCCUCCCUUUCGUGUGCUGCGUCUAUUCCCCCGAACCACAUCAUCCAUCUCCUGACAAAAAAAGGUGGACUGACACACCGACAGAGAGAGAGAGAGAGACAGGAGGAGGGGGGGGGCACAGAGAAACAGGUGUAGUCUGCCGUCGUCAUGGCAACCCACCGUUUUUCUUCCAUAUAAGGCAACCGGGUGAUAUCAUAUGGUUGGCAAUGCCUGAGCUUUGGAAGGAUGCACACGCUGUUCUGAGUGAGAGGUAACGGCAGCAGAGAGAGAGAGAGAGAGAGAGAUGCUAACAGGCUCUGAGGCGCCACUACGGUUACCAGCCAGGGAGGACUGUGGCGGAUCCUUGGGGCGCGGGAAAGGCACCGAGCCGCAGUGAAAAAGAGAAGAGCAGGAUGGAGAGGAAGAGGGGAGGAGGAAGAAGAAGAGGGAGGCGUGUGGAGCAGGAGGAUGCGCCAGGCGGCCGACCUGCUCAUUAGGAGGCAACGCAACAACCAAACUACUGGAGCUUCAAGACUCGCACGCCACGCGUGACCAGACUCAGCCCCACGCAGACGGCUCUCGCCGACCAGGCCAGCCGGGUCUCCUUUGCCUCAGCAGAGAACCUCGGCACCAUGUCGGAGCCCGACGUGCCGAUCGGCUUCAACCGGAUGAACCGGCUGCGCCAGAGCCUGCCGCUGGCCCGCUCCUCCAGCCAGGCCAAGCUGCGGGCGCCAGGGAUAUUGUUCCUGCAGCUUGGGGAGGAGACUCGCAGGGUUCACCUGACCCACGAGCUGACCAGCCUGGAUACGCUGAGGGCCCUCAUCGUGCACAUGUUCCCCCAGAGGCUCACCAUGGCCAUGCUCAGGUCUCCGAACACGGCCCUGCUGAUCAAAGACGAGACCCGAAACGUCUUCUACGAGCUGGAGGACCCGCGGGACGUCCAGGACCGCUGCGUGAUUAAGAUCUACUGCAAGGAGCCCAUCUACGGCACCUACCCGGGACACCCCCACCUGGCCAACGGAGACCUGCGGAGGGAGAUGGUGUACGCCCCUCAGGACUCUUCACCCAACCGCCGCCUCAGCAACCCGCACAUGUCUUCCCAGCACUUGUCUUCCUCCGCCUCCCCUCAGGGCUCGCCAUCACGCGCCCGCCUCCUCUACAGCGGAGGCAGACCCUCCUCCUACGCCGGGCCACCCCACCACACCCACUCCCUGCCGCACCCGCACUCCCAGUCCCACCACGCCUCCCCCCACCACCAGCAGCAGCUCCAUCAGCUCCACCAGCAGCAGCAGCAGCAGCAGCAGCAGCAGCUCCACCAGCCCCAUCACCCCCAGCAGGCCUUCUGCUCCUCCUCCUCCAGCGCCAUCCUGGAGCGCAGGGACGUGAAGCCCGACAACGAGGUGGGGGGGUCCAGAAGCAUGGUGCUGCUGCGGGGGGACGACCGUGGAAUCUACGCGGACCCCUACUCUCUGGGACCGGACACCAGCCGGCUGAGUCUGGCGGGAGGUCCUCACUCCCCACUACCGGCCCGAGCUGACCCCUAUGGCUCCUUGUAUCGCCGAGGGGGAGGAGGAGGAGGUGGAGGAGGUGCUGGUUCAAUGCGUUCGCUCACCUCCUACACAGCGGCCGCUCUGCAAGGAGAGCUGAUGGAGAGCGGUGCUCUGUACCGACCGGGGGGGGCGCUUUACAACGACGCCUACGCCGCCUCCAUGUUGGCCAUGGGGUUGCGGGUUCCCCCCCCCUCCUCCCCGCAGAAGAUGCCCGACAUGAGGGAGUCCUACGGGGGCACUUUGCCCGGUCGGGGCUCCCCCGGGAGGCAGAGUUUGAGGAGGGACUCUGUGAUCUCCUCUGUGUUCGCCGACAGUCCAAAACCCCGGGGGGGCCAGGGCCCGGGGCUGGGCCUCACCUCGGAGCAGCUCUGCCUUAUGGCUAGUCCCGGGGGAGAAGGGGGGGGCGGCGCCGGCGGCUUUGGAUCUCCUCUCGCAGGAAACGAAACGGAGACCCGGGAGCGCAUGGAGGCCAUGGAGAAGCAGAUCGCCAGUCUGACGGGGCUCCUUCAGAGGGUACUGAGCAGGGCGCCCGACACGGAAAGCCCGGAGAAGAUGGAGUCGGCCAGCGACUGCUCGGGAACUGACACUGGACAAACAAAAAAAAAGAAAGUUGUCACACCGUCCGCUCCCUUGGCCCUGAUGCCUCCUCCACCCACGGGGGCCCACCAGCCCGUCACCGUGUCCCGUCUGCAGAUGCAGCUCCACCUGCAGGGCCUGCAGCAGAACACCAACGCGCUGCGCCAGCAGCUGUCGCAGCUACGCAACAUGCAGCUGGAGAACCAGGACUCGGUCUUGUCCCUGCUGAGGCAGACCGAGGCCCAGCUGAGCCUCAUGAUGCUGGACGCCACGCGCACCCAGGAGGACCCGCUCCAGAGGCAGCGCCUCCUGGUGGAGGAGGAGAGACUCAAGUACCUGAACCAGGAGGAGCUGCUCAUCCAGCAGCUGCAUGACCUGGAGAAGUCGGUGGAGGAGCUGCAGAAGAACUCCUCGGUGAACCACGGCCUGGUGACGGAGCAGGAUGUGGAGCAGAAGAGCAAAGAGCUGAGGAUGCUGGGAGAGACGCUCACUGAGCUCAAAAAUCAGUUCCCCUGCCUGCAGAGUAAGAUGCGGGUGGUGCUGAGGGUGGAAGUGGAGGCUGUUAAGUUCCUGAAAGAAGAGCCUCACCGGCUGGACGCCCUGCUGAAGCGUUGCAACACCAUGACUGAUGCGCUCAGCACGCUGCGCAGUCUCUUGUAUCCCUCCUAUAUGUACAGACAAGUUACCGAGGGCGGGUGGAGGGGCCCUGAGGACCUCUCCAGCCAAUCGCAGAAGAGAUCUGAGGAGGCGAGGCGCAGCUCCGACCUGGACCUCCUGAGCAGUUCUCCCCUCGGCCUCGCCGACCUCGGCGCCGGCCUGGACAACUGGACGCCCGUUGUUGACGGAGACGCCUCGUGCCCCGAGCAGGACGUCCAGCCCCCCUCCAUGACCUUCAGGAACCGGGUCCUGGACGAGCUGCCGAGUCGGCGUCCCGGCGAUAAGUCGGUGUCUGCAGAAGUCCGGCUGGCGGCGGAGCGGGACUGGGAGGAGAAACGGGCCAGUCUGACCCAGUUCAGCGCCCAGGACAUCAACCGCCUGCUGGAGGAGACGCAGGCCGAGCUGAUGAAGGCCAUCCCGGACCUCGACUUCGCUGCUCGCCACAUCAACAAGCCGGCCGUGCCCCCGAAGCCGCAGAUCACCAUCCCCAUCACCUCCUCCUCCUCCUCCUGCACCACGGCGCCGGCCUCUCCCGCCUCCGUCGGCGGGGAGCAGCAGCCCGGCAAAGUGCAGCUGGCCGCCCAGAAGCUGAACAGCAUGGAGGGGGCGGGGCCUCACCGGGGGUCGGUGGACCUCAACGUGACCCGGUUCCGCGCCGAGAAGCUCUCCAAGUCUCCACCGCCGCCGCCGCCGCGCCGGAGCUUCCCGUCUGCACACGGCCUCACGACUACCCGCACGGGCGAGGUCGUCCUCACCCCCAAGAACCCCAAGAUGGAGGAAGACGGCGAUGUGCCUAAAACUCUGGUGAAGCUGAGGCGGACGCCCUGCGACGCCCCUCGACCCGCCUCCACCCCACCCGUAAUUGCGGCGUCGGCCAUUCGCGACAACGAGGAGGAGGAGGAGCAGGAGGAGAAGGAGGAGGGGGAGAAGAUCAUGGCGGAGCUGGAGAACAGCAGUAACUCCCCGGGUCCCACGAAGGGCCCCACCGUCGCAGCCCGGCUCAAACACCUCCAGCAGGGCAGCCUGGAGAGGCCCAAAACCCGCAAGCAGAAAGAGGAUUUCCCUAAAAUCCAGGGCCAGCAGCAGGUAUUCCACUUCUGAAGAGCUGCCGCGCCAACUUCUCCUCGGGGGGGGGGUUGAGUGGGGGAGGGGCUAUUCACACAGACCAUGACCAUUAUGUUUAAUUUCCUCCAGUUGUGCAUUUUGGACAUUUCAGAGACUAGAUGUGACUGGCUCAGAGAAAGAACAUCCCCCCCCGGUCAGUUAAGCUUGAAGGCUACGAACUGCCUUUUUAAGAAGAAGCUGUAACUUGUUAUGCAAGAUGACGAGAGGUUUGUCUGGUUAACGUGUGCAGUAAAGACGUUUAUUAAAGCACUUCUAUUAGGAAAUUAAUACCUAAAAUAUCUUCACUAAUUCCAACAUUAAUAUAUAUAAUAAUAUCCUUUACUUAUUAAGAGCUAAACUAAAUCGAAUCUAUUUCAAUUGUUGGUCGACAACUGACUGAGCAAAACAGUCGUUAGUGGAAGGAAGGAUCCGUUCAGUAGAGAAAAAUUACAUUGAUUAAUGAAUGGUGGUUAAAUUAUAAAAUGCCAAUCAUAGUACCAUGUUUCUAAUUGGGGCAAAUGGAGAAAACAACUAAACAAACUCCGUUCAAUGUGAUUUCCCUUCAAUAAGCUCCUGGAAAUUUAAAAAUAAAACCACAUAUUGCAGGAAAAAGAAAAGCGGAG
This is a messenger RNA of Pungitius pungitius (ninespine stickleback), 5210 nucleotides long. RefSeq names its product SRC kinase signaling inhibitor 1-like. Lineage: Eukaryota; Metazoa; Chordata; Actinopteri; Perciformes; Gasterosteidae. The record is from RefSeq and is a predicted model, not a curated record. Bases 1333 to 4584 code for a protein of 1083 amino acids. Gene Ontology annotation, cellular component: postsynaptic density; actin cytoskeleton; cytoplasm. Gene Ontology annotation, biological process: regulation of dendritic spine morphogenesis. The transcript has 18 exons.